Trypanosoma conorhini is the source of this 420-nucleotide messenger RNA. Its product is annotated as trans-sialidase. NCBI's taxonomy places the organism in Eukaryota, Euglenozoa, Kinetoplastea, Trypanosomatida, Trypanosomatidae. The record is from RefSeq and is a predicted model, not a curated record. The transcript has a single exon. The coding region runs from base 1 to 420 and encodes 139 amino acids.
AUGGUAGAGCACGUGCAGAAUAAACGCACACUGACAACAACCGCAAAAAGUGCCCGCAUCUUUGACGUGGGCCCGAUUUCUUCCAAGAGUCGCUUCAGUGCGGCCUCCAGCACGCUGCUGCACACCAAAGACAAGCUGUUUUUGCUCUACGAACGGAAAGAGGUCGACAAGCAACGCUUUGUGCUUGUGCGGCUGGACGACCAGCUGGAGCGCAUAAAGGAGGUGCCGGCGCAGUGGGAAGGGCUGGACAAUAACUCCUCCAAUUCCUGCAGGUCCUUGGGUGCGGCUGGCGCGUGUGACGGCUCCGCCCGCAGGAUCGUUUUUUUUGUCCAAUGCAGGCCCCGCCACCCACUGGAACGACGAGUACCUCGGCGUGGACGCAGCGGUGAGUGGCGCGACGAAGGCCGCGGACGGCUUUGA